This is a messenger RNA of Cladophialophora carrionii CBS 160.54, 780 nucleotides long. RefSeq lists its product as uncharacterized. The transcript has a single exon. The coding region runs from base 1 to 780 and encodes 259 amino acids. The record is from RefSeq and is a predicted model, not a curated record. Lineage: Eukaryota; Fungi; Ascomycota; Eurotiomycetes; Chaetothyriales; Herpotrichiellaceae.
AUGCACGAGGGUUAUGACGGAGAUGACGCCUAUAUUAUGGUCGAAGACGAAUUUCAGACGGUGGCACAGUUAUACACCGCACACCUCCACCACGCUGAAUACAAGAGACUGGUCAAGCAAGCUCGUCAAGCUCCUCCAAAAGCUCUCCCUGCGCCGACCUCGCCGAUGUCCAAGGAAGCAAAGAAUCGGCUGAGAACUGCGGCUCUUGAAAAGAGGCAGAAGGAAAUCUUGCGCCGCGUCACAGGUAACAAAACCCGCGAAGAAGGAGGAGAAGACGAGGACGACAAAGAGGCCAAUCUGUGGUCCGGUACCAGUUUGGCUCCACUAAUGGCUGGUGGUAGCCAACAAAAGCGAUCCUUGGUGGGACUGGAGGGCAUAUCGAGCAGCACCAAAGCUGGGCUAGGCCUCACCAGAAGCCAGAGCUCCCGAAUAGAGACCAAAGAGGGGGAGGACGGUGAUGCUUUUGGCCUAAGCGAAACGCACCACAAGACGCCUCAGCAACGGGAGGAAGCGGUUAAUGCCAUUACCUCUCAAACGAUCUCGGUGACUCGUGCCAUCGACCAGAGCUUGUCCAAAUCCGAACCUGCUCCAGUCAAUGGCGAGCCAGCAAAGCCUCCGUCAACUAAGCGCAAGUUUUUUUUCGACCUUGACGACGGCUGGGAUUCUCCAGAAACAGUCGUCAAAUCUGAGGAUGACAGACCGAAGUCAAGGCCAGCAUCGCUUCUAGACAAAGGGAAGGAGAAGAGGUCAAGGCUAGAUGAAGUGCCAAUGUGGUUGUGA